Molecule: messenger RNA, 1068 nt
Organism: Eucalyptus grandis
Lineage: Eukaryota; Viridiplantae; Streptophyta; Magnoliopsida; Myrtales; Myrtaceae
Exons: 2
Coding region: 199-918 (239 amino acids)
Source: RefSeq, a predicted model, not a curated record
UUCUCUCUCCACCUUUUGGAGCAUUUGGCAGCUCCUCCAUUGAAGCAGAAGAAGCGCGGAUCGCCCCCGCUUCCUCUGUCGCUGUCGCCGUCGUUAACCUUUCCCUUUCCCUUUCUGUUUACUUCAUCUCUCUGAAUUCCCAUUGUACUGUUCCUGUCUCGCCGAUCCCCCCCGCGCGCAGAGGAGUGAAGAAAAAAUAUGGAGGAAGAGAGACUGGACUACGUGUUGGUCCCGCUCGGGCUGCUGAUGCUGGCGGUGUACCACGCCUGGCUGCUGGUCGCCAUCGUUCGGAAUCCUAGGAGCACCGUCGUUGGCCUCAACGCCGAGUCUCGCCACCAUCCGUCCAUUUUGGUGUUUCAGGAUCCCCUGAAGAAUGGUGUUUUGGUAGUACAGACAAUACGCAACAACAUUAUGGCAUCGACACUCUUGGCAACGACGGCAAUCACUCUCAGUUCACUGAUCAGUGUUUUUGUGAGCAGCUCAUCCAGCUCUACUGCCGCAGCUUCGCAAUUGGUUUAUGGCAACCAGACUGCUAUAAUCUCUUCUAUAAAGUACUUUGCUAUACUCGUAUGCUUCCUUGUCGCUUUCCUCUGCAAUGUGCAGUCCAUCAGAUACUAUGCUCAUGUCAGUUUCUUGGCCACCCUGCCCACAUCCAAAGGUAAAAAGGAUUCCAUUGAAUACGUUGCCCGAAACUUGAACCGGGGAAGCUUCUUUUGGUCCUUGGGAUUACGGGCAUUCUAUGUGUCUUUUCCUCUCUUCCUCUGGAUCUUUGGGCCGAUACCGAUGUUUGUCUGCUCCGUCAUGAUGUUAUCUGUUCUUUAUUUCUUGGACACAACAACCAGUUUUACGCGGGAACUGCACUGUCAAUCACUGAUAGAGGAGAUAAAGCCCAAUGAUCUCGAGUCGUCAGCUUCGUAAGCGCCGAUGGUAACGGAUUAGUCUGUAGUGAUUAAAUGGUUAUGAGCUUGUUAAAGGAAUGAAACUCGCAUUGCCUUAUGCACUUAUAUUGUAAUCUAAUUGGUGGCGGUGAAAAUUAGUGAUUGGCAUCAUAUUGACUGCACUUUGGUA